Copidosoma floridanum is the source of this 2920-nucleotide messenger RNA. RefSeq lists its product as uncharacterized. The record is from RefSeq and is a predicted model, not a curated record. Lineage: Eukaryota; Metazoa; Arthropoda; Insecta; Hymenoptera; Encyrtidae.
CGUGCUCUUUGUAUCAUUUUUAGCCGCUUGGUACAUCAAAAUAGUGCUUACUUAUCGCAUGACAAGUAUACCUUUUGAUGCGGCACCUCGUGUGUACAUUGCAACUAUACGGUGCGCUGUGCGGGAGUAAUAAAUAAAAUAAAUUCGGCAAAGCUCCGUGGUACGUGUGCCUCUACAGUGCCAUUGCCACCCCACUGUAUACACACAUACACCGCAUACUUACCAUCGCAAACCUCUAUAACCCAAUAACCCCUUGAAUAUCAUUACAACUGUUAUUUUCAUUCCUCCGAACAAUUAAACUCUAAAGUUCGAGGUACAGGAUUGUGUCGUGUGUAUCAUCCCUUGGUCCGUCCUCCCCCCCAGCACGUAAUGCAGCAACGAGACCGGGUGACGUGCGAAUAACGCUUUUCGCCCCUUACCCCCGGAUUGUCAUCGUUGCAAGCUGCACCUGCAGCGUGUCCUCGUGCAGGAGAGUUUCGGAACAACUAAUGGCUGAACUGGAGGAACGAAGCGAGGAUCUUUCGAUGCAGUUGCCACCACAGGAGGCUGGACCGUGGAUACUGCACGACAUCGACUGCCGCGUCAACGAAGCUGUUGUUUGCGACUUCGAGGGGGACACGGAGGACUAGUUGCCCUCGACGCGCGCUCACAACGUGCUCGGCUAACGUUAUCGUUGUUCCAAUGACGCGAUGACACUGCAUUGGUGGAUGCACUGGUUCUGGGUUACGGCACAAAUUGUCGUGGCCCUGACGAGCCCACCGACAACCCACCGGCCCGAAGAGCCGACGACAUCCUCGCCAGGGAUCCUCCAGAGCUCGAUGCUGGACCACACGACGGUCGAGACCCUGGCCAAACUCCAGCAGAACUACAGGAUCGCCAAGGCCAUUGGCCUCCCCGUGGAUGGACCAUCGGAGAGUCUCAGGAUGCUGGUCACCACGGACUCCCCCAAAAGUCCCCUCCGGACCACCGACGGCCCUGUCGCACCCCCGAGCCCAAACGGAACGAGCUCCCCGUCCGUAAACGCGACGCUCAGCCCGACGCCACCGGACAAGACGACGUGGACAACGCAAACCGGCCGCGUGCCCGGCAAGAAGGAGGCCAAGAUCACGUCGAUCGUGGGCUACGUGAAGCCGUCGCGGUCGAAAAACAAAACCCUGACGAGCACGGUGGUGCCGACGAGCAGUGAGGAGCCGCUCACCGUGAUGCCGCUCAGGGAGGACCGGGCCAACUCCAUCGGUAGGGAUGACCUGCCGAUCGGCAAUCGGUCCAUGGUGCUGGUGGCCGGGGGCAGGGAAGAGACGCGGCUCGUCGCCACGGCUGCGUCGGUGCUCGAUGCUGGUACGGCCGGCGAUUCUACAAGACUGGGCCGAGCCCGGGGCACUUUUAUCAACGAAUUCCAGCACGAGCAGCGGACACUGGACGAACAGCAGCAGCAGCAGCAGCAGCAGCAGCAGCAGCAACGCAAUGGUGGUAACGAAGAGGGGGAGUCGCGAAAGACGAGCUCCGAGUCUUACGUGACGGAAAUCGCGGCGAUAACCGGGAGCUGCUUGGCUGUCGUUGCGCUGCUCAGCACAGUGGGCAGUGUCGGGUUUAUCAUGUACAGACGGAGAUAUCUCAAUCCACCGCAGACUCUCAACAGCGACAAGUGCAGCAACCCCGACAGCUCUGGGUACAUCGACGACUCUACGAUAAGGGACAACUCGGAGGAGAUGUACAGUUUGGACAAUGACUCGUUUCUGAAUUCGCUGGAGGCAAUGACGAUACAGAACUACUGGACGGACAGCGUCAAGCACACGAAGCUGUGACCCUGUGGGUACUACGCGCCGAGGGUACGAACAACCGUAGUGGGUUAUAUUUUUUCACGAGAAGAAGAAGAAGAUAAAAGGGAGAUCCUGGCGAUCCGAAGCACCGAGUGAAACUGAACUGUUUGAGUAACGUGGAUAAACGUAGUUUGUAGAACAUUUGAGGGAGUACACUUUACUAGUUUAUGCCCACGGGGCUCAAUUCGACGUGUAUCGUGUAUUAUAUAUUUCGAAGGAUUUACGUAUAAUGUAGUUCUGAUGGCUCUUUAUCGAAGAUGAUGACAAAACAAGGAGUCAAUAGGAUAUAUAUAGAGAGAGAGAGAUGAAGAGUGCAAUAAUUCGAUGUACUUUCAAGUGAAUAUAUACAUAUAUAUUCUAAAUUUAAUGUUAAGACGAUUAAAUUAAGCGAUAAGUACAAAUAAUGACGAAACAGGCAACGCCUGUUUAAUACGUGUAUGUACAGUUUUCGUUGCUCCUUCUAGAUUAUAUUGAGAAGGGACUCGUGUUUUUAUUUUAUAUCGGAGAGAUUUACUUGAAAUCUUGUUUCUUACUUUCUUUCUUUAUUUUUUUUUAUUUAUUAAUUGUUUUUUUUUUUUCUACAGAAAUUGAAUAAUGACACUGCUUUUAAUUCCAUCCAAUGAUUAAUGAUUUACAAUCAAUGAGGAUAUAUCCUGCAAUUUUUUAUGUAAACAAAUAAAAAUGUAUUGCAUGUUCGAGACGAGAAGUAUAAUUUUUUCAUAGACACGAUGUGUCGCGAGUGUGCACACGUGUACGGCUGUAGUGUUUUUUUUUUCCUCCCAAUUGUACAUGAAAUUGCGAAUACAUUUAUAUAGAGCUGUAAGACAUAUCGAAAAGAUUUUUUUAUCAAACAGUAUUUUAAGUUGCACCGCAAACUAAGUCGAUAACUGUACUGAGAGAGUCUGUGUCUCUCUGAGCUCUGUCCUCCCUCUUUACACGAAAAAAUUAAAAGUAGCUUUUCUCCUAGUAUAGAGUAUCCAAUGCGAUUUUUUUGAUGACAGAAUUUAGUGAUAUUAUACACGUGAAUAUAUAUUUUUUUAUUACAACUCAUAAAAAUAUCAAUGUAGCAUUAUUGUUUUAUUCCAAUAGUUUUAUUUUCA